AUGAUCAACGUUGCCCUGGUGUAUUCAGGCAAGGGUUUCCUAAAAGAUCUUAUUCUAAGGAGGGACGAGGGCUUGCUCAAGACCUUCGCGGGAUUCGGCUCCAACCCGAACUUUCUCGAAGACCUGCACGGCCUCAUCGACCACGAGAGCAAGCGAUUGUAUGAGUCGUUGUUCGUCGGGCUGUCCCUCGCCGAGGGCAAGAGCCUAUCCAAGGCAGAGAGGAGGAGGAAGGGCCUCAUGGACGACAGGGCACUCAUCUACGGAGAGGUGGAUUUCGCGAGCUUCGCAACGAUCCUGCGGGAGAUAGGCGCAUUGACGGAGUCCAAAACUGGGGAGAUUUUCUACGACCUAGGAAGCGGUACUGGAAAAGCGCUGUAUGUGGCCCGUCUAACACAAGAUUUCACUCACUGCGUCGGCAUUGAGAUCCUCCAGCCGUUGCACACUGCGGCGCAGCUCGUCACGAACCGGUUCAACGCCCACGUGAAACGGCUUCUAGACCGACGGUGCCCGCAGAACGCCAGUGUGUUCGCCGGAUCGUUCUUGGAGUACGACUGGUCCGACGGAGACUGCGUGUUUGCCAACAGCACGUGCUUUCCGGAGGACCUCAUGGAUGCACUCGCUCGUCAGGCGGAGGAGCUAAAGCCAGGGUCCAUCGUGGUAACCUUCACGAAGGGGCUAGAUUCCACAGCUUUCGAGGUCCUCAGCAAGAGGCGCUUCGAAAUGAGCUGGGGACCCGCCACGGUGUUUAUCCACCGGCGCCGUCUCGACGGAGAGCCUGCGCCAGGCAGCAAUCGGGACGGUCGCAACCACCUACACAGACUGAUAGCAGCGGGUGAGGCGGAUACCAUAUCAACGACGAGCGGUUCCAACGGCAGCAACACUAGCGUGCUGAAGAGCAACAACAGCGGCAAGUUCAGGCGGGGCACUUCGAUUGGCGAUACCAUGCCCGCUAGCGGUAGCGCCGACCGCGCGGAGAGUACUCUCCCCGCCGCCAGUGGCAGGGAUCGGUAUGAGAACGAAGCUGUCCGAAGCGCAGGGGGCACGAGAGGGGCUGCUGCAGAGGGGCAUACAGAGGGGAGGCGGGGGACGCUGGCAGAGGGGCUUGAGGAGGUAGACGGCGGAGAAGAUGACGACGUUGAGGACGAGGAAGAAACAGAAGAGGAAGAGACGGAAGAGGAGCAGCAAGGACAACGAGGGGACUCCGAGGAUUCAAGCGAGGAGACGGGCUUACUCUUCGACACGGAGCAGCUCCAGGGCAGCAAGGGAGGAGAGGACGGCGGUGUCGCACCCCCUCCCGUUCCCGAAAGGUUGGUGGGCUUCGGCGAGUUGCUGAGACAAGCUGAACACGCGCAGGCGCAGGUGGGGGCGCUGGUGGGGGCGCUGGUGGUCUGA
Molecule: messenger RNA, 1392 nt
Organism: Ectocarpus siliculosus
Lineage: Eukaryota; Phaeophyceae; Ectocarpales; Ectocarpaceae
Source: the annotation of a GenBank genome assembly